Molecule: messenger RNA, 2999 nt
Organism: Macrosteles quadrilineatus (aster leafhopper)
Lineage: Eukaryota; Metazoa; Arthropoda; Insecta; Hemiptera; Cicadellidae
Product: acyl-protein thioesterase 1-like
Exons: 7
Coding region: 223-876 (217 amino acids)
Biological process (GO): protein depalmitoylation
Cellular component (GO): cytoplasm
Molecular function (GO): carboxylic ester hydrolase activity; palmitoyl-(protein) hydrolase activity
Source: RefSeq, a predicted model, not a curated record
AGUAGUGAGCAUGUGCAAGUGACGUAAUUCGUUUUGACUUUUUGCCGUGAAGCAAAAUACUCGAGUCGAGAAUAUCAUCAAGUUAUCGGAAACUAGUAACUUAAUUUAGGUCUUUUGAAUUUAGUGGGAUAACAUAAAAGUUUGUUUCGAAAGUAGCCUUCCUGUUUUUCUCUAGGACUAGGCCUUUCCAGUGUCAACUCGGUAUCAAGUUUAUCCAUCACAAUGGCAUCGGCAACCCCCGUGGUUAUUGCUGCCACAGCCAAACAGACCGCUACGUUAAUCUUUCUCCAUGGGCUGGGAGACACAGGGCAUGGUUGGGCCACUGCGAUGACAGAAAUCCGUCAGCCCUACAUGAAAGUCAUCUGUCCUACAGCUCCGACGAUGCCGGUGACGCUCAACAGUGGGUUCAGGAUGCCGUCGUGGUUCGACCUCAAGUCUCUGGAGGCAUCUGGACCAGAGGAUGAGGUGGGGAUCAAGAAGGCUGCGGAGAAUAUCCACGCCCUUAUAGAGUCUGAGGAGAAAAACGGCAUCCCUAGUGACAGGAUCCUUCUGGGGGGCUUCUCACAGGGUGGUGCUCUUGCCCUAUACUCGGCUCUGACCUUCCCCAAGAAGCUGGCCGGAGUCAUGGCUCUGUCGUGUUGGCUCCCUCUACACAAGUCAUUCCCAUCGGUGUUAAACGCCGCCAACAAGGACACACCGAUAAUACAGUGCCACGGUGACUGUGAUCCGAUCGUUCCUUACAAGUGGGGUCAGCUGACUGCGUCCAUCCUCAAAACUCUGGUCAAGAGUGCUGAGUUCAAGACGUACAGGGGCAUGAUGCACAGUUCCUCUGAAGAGGCUCGCCCUCUCUUUCUCAUCCCAGGGUCCCUAUUUUGAAGCUCAAGAUGAAUAAUAACCCAUUGCAGGAAAACGAUAUUCCGAACUCAGAAGAGGUUUCACUCUUUGAGUUAAAAAAGAAAAGAGGUAAAAGAAUGAUGAUUCCAAAAGAAAUGCUCCGUAGAUGCUCAUUAAGACACCCAAAACACAAUGUACAAGAUAGUUUGUGCCAAUAUGUAACAGAAAAUCAAAGAGAGGCUAUUUUCAACGAUUUUUGGCGCAAUUUCAAUCCUCAGCAGAAAAGACAUUUCAUUUUCAACACAGUUGACGUAGCAGCAAACAGCCAAACUAGCACAGGAAGACAGAGUUUUAACUACGCUUUUGAAAUUGACGGAAAGAGAAUUUCAGUUUGUGCAAAAAUGUACCUGACGACUCUUGGGCUAAAAACCCCUUAUUUGAUCAGAAAAUGUUUUCAAUCAGUGUCUUCAGUUUAUAUAAAUGCUUGUAACUCUAUCAAUAGCACCAACUUGUUUGAAGCUGAUGUUGAGACAAUCAGUGAUUCUGAAAAUGAAAGUUACAAAGAUGAUGAUGAGUAUGAUGGCUAUGUUAAUGAAAUAGAUCAAUAUAUUGAUCAAUUGGCAUCAUCAGUAAAUGAGACUAUUCAGCAGUUGGAGUAAGUGAAGAGUAGCAUGAACCAACUAUUAAUGUUACUCCUAUGGUUUGUAUCAUGAUGUAUAACAAACUUCUUAAAUUUAGGAUUUAAUGAAUUUAAUAAUUAAUAUUGCCAGUGUGAUUGUUAGUUGAGAGAUGUAAGAAACCAUCCUUUAUAUUACUCGUUAUGUUUCAUUGUUAAUUAACAUAUUUAAUUACCACUGGUGAUAUUACUACUGUUAUUGUUAGUAGAGAAAUUUAAUGAGCAAUGUUUUGGUUUAUUGUUGAUUGACAAAGUUAAUGAAUUACCCUUGAUAUUACCCAUGUGAUUGUUGGUUUACAAAUUUAAUGAAUUACUUUUGCCAUUACUACUGUUAUUGUUGAUUGACAAAUUAAAUAAAUUGCCCUUAAUAUUACUAGUUAUAUUGCAAGUAUUUUACUUUCGUCUGUUAGAUUCUUGUCAGAGUGCAUUGGUAAUGCAGUAUCACUGCCAAGAAGUUGCUCAAAAUAUUUGCCUCCGAGUGUUUGUAUUGUUUUCUUUUAAUCUUAAAUAAAUAAUAAAAGUUUUACUGCAAUUUAUCUUUUUAUAAAAAUGUAUGCUAUUGUAUUUAGUUUAAGUGUAUGUUGUUUAUUGUUGUCUUAUUUAUCCCCCUUCUAUCAUGAUUUUCUUGUUUAUUACAAGUGCCUUUGUUUCUAUGAGAUAAAAUAAAAUAAAACACAACAUUUGACCGAGCUUUGCUGUUAAAUGUGAUAUUUUGUAUUGACAUGUUUAAUAACUUCAUCUUGCUCAUUCUUGUAAAUGAAUUCCAGUAGUAACUUAAUACUAAGUAUCUACCAAUUGGUGGUUUAUGGUGAUAUCUUUAUUGUUUUAUUGCCAUUCUUGAUUGUACAUUAAUUUUCAUAUGUGUAUUGUUUUAUAAUCAUUAUUGCUUGUACAUUAACAAUAAGUUAUAUUUUUCAGGGUAUUGUUUCUUAUUUUCUAAUUCACAACAAGUGUGCUUACAAUUUUAAAUGAUGACUUAUUGUUGUGUAAAUUGCUACUUAAAAAUCAACGAUUAAAUAGUGUUUUUUUUUAAUUUCAAAACAUCUUAGCAUAAGUUUUUAUGCAAGUUUAUACUAUAUAGCCUAGUAUUUAAAAACUGUUUUUAACCAUUUUUAUUCCAUAUUAAUACAAAUAAAAAACCAUUACCAUACCUAUGUUUUUGCAGUAUUAGUAACAGUUUUAGUAAAACUCAAGUGUAUGCUCAUCGGGAACUUUUAUUUGAAACCAAACAAUAAUUAACAUAGUCGGUUUUUAGAUAUUUUGUUUUUCAAAUUGCUUCCCAAAGAGGUUGGUUCGCUGCUUUAUUGAUUUUUUGUGUCCAGUAGUUGAACAAAAUAAUUUACCUUGAACAUUCCAAAUAGUGAUAUUACCUAUGUAAGGGAUAAGAGGUCAAACAAUAUGACUGACUCUUUUAUAAAUGUUGAUAUUAUAUGGGUAAAACUUUUUAUUCAUUGUAACUACUAUGUUAUCAAUAAAAUUUUUAAUUUUA